Gadus morhua (Atlantic cod) is the source of this 1246-nucleotide messenger RNA. RefSeq names its product histone deacetylase 12 (gene hdac12). The record is from RefSeq and is a predicted model, not a curated record. Gene Ontology annotation, biological process: epigenetic regulation of gene expression. Gene Ontology annotation, molecular function: histone deacetylase activity. The coding region runs from base 72 to 1121 and encodes 349 amino acids. The transcript has 8 exons. NCBI's taxonomy places the organism in Eukaryota, Metazoa, Chordata, Actinopteri, Gadiformes, Gadidae.
AAGAGACGUGACCGUGGGCCCCAUGCUGUGUGAUGUAAACAAAUAUCUAUUCAACAGAGAUCUAAGCAGAGAUGAAGAUCUCUUACAUGAGGCGGGUCUUACCCAGUUUCUCAAAGAAACCCACGUUUGCAUCCACAUGCAGAGCCUUCCACGCAGAGAAAGUGAGUGCUGAUUCCAGGGGACUUCCAGUGGUUCACCACAGCAGGUAUGUGUGUGACCUCCCACCUGGCCACAGGUUCCCGAUGGGAAAGUUUCCCCGGGUCCUGCACUGCCUCCUCAAAGACCAAAUCGUCUCAGAACAGCAGGUUUGGACACCUGAGCUAGUAUCUGAGGAAGUACUGAACUGUGUACAUACUACGGAAUACGUGAAGAACUUUGUAAGCGGUAAGGUAGAAGAGAAAGCCCAGAGACGAACCGGGUUUCCCUGGAGCAAAGGACUAGUGAGACGCUGUCGCUAUGAGACCGGCGGUACGUUGCUGGCGGCGGAGGUGGCUUUGGAGCGUGGCAUGGCCUGCAGCACGGCUGGGGGGACGCACCACGCCUUCCCGGACCGUGGCUCAGGGUUCUGUCUGAUCAACGACCUAGCGGUCACCGCACGGUACCUGAGGAACUCCUCUUCAUGCCCCUCCUCCUCCUCUAUCGCCGGCGGUAGGAAGGUGCUCAUCGUGGACCUGGACGUCCAUCAGGGCGAUGGCACUGCGUUUAUUUUUAAAGAUGAGCCAGGGGUUCUCACGUUUUCAAUUCAUGGCGAGAAAAACUUUCCCCUGCAUAAACAACGGAGCGACCUGGAUGUCAGUCUGCCAGACGGAACGGAAGACAGGCAGUAUCUCUCCACAGUUGAGGAACACCUACCUGGGCUGUUGGACUCGUUUCGCCCCGACCUGGUGCUGUACGACGCCGGCGUCGACCCCCACACUGAGGACGACCUGGGAAGACUCAGACUCACCGACGCAGGGUUGUAUCAGCGCGAUCUUUAUGUUCUGAAGACUGUGGUGGCAAGAGGCAUUCCCAUAGCCACCGUCAUAGGCGGUGGCUAUUCCAGCGAUGUCGACAAGUUAGCCGUCAGACACUCCAUCGUGCACAGAGCAGCGACACAGGUUUGGAAAGAAUGUGGAAUGUAGAAAUCUACGAAGGGGAGCCCCGAAGAUGUGUCCAAGUUAUGUGCGUAUGUGUGUAUUCUGCAGAUCCUUUGUGUUCGCCGUCCGUCUUGAGGGCUUUUGAGGAAAUAAAAGAAAUCAUUAAAACA